Molecule: messenger RNA, 315 nt
Organism: Aspergillus caelatus
Lineage: Eukaryota; Fungi; Ascomycota; Eurotiomycetes; Eurotiales; Aspergillaceae
Exons: 1
Coding region: 1-315 (104 amino acids)
Source: RefSeq, a predicted model, not a curated record
AUGCGUGUGACGGGUUUCUUGGCCCUUGUCUCAACAUUCCCCUUCCUCUCCGGCUCAUGGCCGACGAUGCCCCAAAGACGAUCCAGACUCUUGGCCAGAGCUGACGAGCCCCCGACUCUGAAUGGCCUUGUGAGAGAUUUCGAUAGGCUUUCGCCGGCUGAGAUCAAAACUUUUACUCCCCACCUGACUCGCAAAGACCUUGAGAAACUUUACGGUUGUGUUGCAUCGGAAGGCGCUUGUACUGGACAUUUACACGAUCUGGCGAAGCAUGCCGACGAGAUGGGUAUAUUGAACUCUUUCAAGACUCCCCACUAG